AAAAACCAUUAAAUUAAUUUUAAUAAAUAUCAAGUAUUACAUUAAUUAAAAUUUAUAACAGUAACAAUAAUAUACAAGAAUAUAUUUAAGUUCAAUAAUAUCAAACUUGUUCAAUGUAGUCGUAUGUUUGCGGGAAAAGUGACAGGUUCCCGCGUAACACGCGACUUAAUUGUUAUUGAAAUUUUAUAAAUAAAAUCUAUAUUAAAAAUACGUUAUAAAAAUUGUUGAUUAAAGUUUUUAUAUAAAUAAUAAUAAUGAGCAAUAUUGUUAAUUCAUUGGAACGUCGAUUCGCUGGAUUUGCAACACAAUUAGACUAUGACAUUGCGAUAAGACGUUUGAAAUGUUAUUAUUGUGACGUUUAUCGUGGCGUAUCUGUAAAUCCAGAUAAUCCUCAUGAUUUUACACGAGACCCAUUGAUAUUUGCGUGUAAAUUUUCUACAAGUGCUGGAUGGGAAGAUACACUGGCCCUGGCAUCUGAAGAUGGUAGAAUUGCAUUGCAAGAUACUACUGUUAAAUCAGAAGAACCUCAUCUAUCAAUGGAAGGAACUACUGCACAUUAUAACGCAAUAUUUGACAUAAAUUGGAUGCCCGGUGAAAUGAAACUGAUAACAGCAUCCGGCGAUCAUUCAAUAAAAUUAUGGGACGUAGAUGAAGAAAAAAUAACACUAUUAAAUACAUUUAAUUGUCACGAUCGUUGUGUCAAAACAGCGAUAUUUCGUCCAGAAGAUAAAUCAGUAUUUGUAUCUGGUGCUCGCGACGGUAACAUAUUUUUUUGGGACAUACGCGCUAAGCAUCCGCAUGAUAAUCCAAAGCCAGACAGCGGUAUUUAUAAUGCCCACGGUAUCACUAGAGUAGCAACAACAAAUAAUAAUAAUAGCAGAUCUCGACAUCGCAGACGUUCACUUGUAAGCGGGGAUCGUGCUCAGAGUAUUACAGGACUUGCGUUUCAAGAUAACAAUACUUUGAUAUCGUGCGGUGCCGGUGAUGGUAUUAUAAAGAUAUGGGACAUGAGAAAACACUACACGAUACACAAAAAAGAACCAAUACCUAAACAUGUAUUUAAAUAUAAAGGCGGUGGUACAAGAAAUGGCUUCACAUCAUUAGCAGUAUGUCCAUCAAGUCUAAUACUCUACGUAAAUUGUAUGGACAAUAUUAUUUACUCAUACAAUUUAUCAUCUUAUAAUCAAAACCCCAUGGCCGAGUACUAUGGACAUCAAAAUUGUACAUAUUUUGUUAAAAGUUGUUUAAGUCCGGAUGGUAAAUAUUUAUUGAGUGGUUCGACUGACGAACACGCAUAUAUAUGGAAAACAAGUAAACCUGGUGGUCCUAUUUUCAAAUUAUGUGGACAUACUGAUGAAGUUACGUCAGUUGCUUGGAAACCUUACGGUGAACCAGUUAUUGCAACUGCUUGUGAUGAUGGAUUUCAUAGGAUUUGGAGAGUUGGCUUAGAGGAAAAAGGUGACAAUGAUGAAAUUGAAAUACAGGGACGUGCAUCACCCAUUCCCAUAGCAAUGCAUCCGCAACAAUCAAAACUUGAAUCAACACCAACACUUUCAGGACUCAGAAAAUCACGGUUCAUUUGUUCACCUGACUCAGAUAUUGCUUACGCAUCCAACGGCAGUGACGCUGAUCACAGUAAUAUAGAAUCGCCGGAUAUUAUGACACCAGGUAGUUCUGCUAAGAGAAAAUACUCUCAAAUGUCAAUGUCAAAUUAUUAUACAGAAAAUAAUAAAUUCAAAACAAUAUUAUCGCCGAUACGUGAGAAUGAACAGCCAUGUAAACGUGCUAACAUGGAAAUGAGAGGUGCCAGGAGAUUAUUCAGUCCCACGAGUACGAGAGACACCGUGAGUAUUAGUACAAAUAAAUGUCUGGAACCACAACCGGGGCCGUCUACUUCACUUGAUCAAAGGCAAAUAUUGUUCUCACCUACGAUGAAUUUACCGAACUUUGUUAUUGAUGGCACGGCCCCGCAUCUUAUUCACAGAUCGCCGAUCAAAAGCAAAGAGAACGUUGAUUGGCUGACGAAAAUACGUCAGACGAGAUAUGAAAGAUUUUUAUCGCAGAUAGAAAAUAAUUCCAUUAAUAUUAAUUCCUCGAAUGUAAAUACUAGUAAUAUUCAUAACAACAAUAAUAAUAAUAAUAAUAACAAUAGUAGUGGUCAAGAAACGACGCCGGGGAGAAAAAAAACUAGAUCGAGAUCGAGGUCUACGGAAAAUCGAAUCAAAAGUCCCGCGGUUUCUUUACUUAAGUUUUUUAAACGCGACUCUUCCACUGAAAAAGAUACUGAUCGAUAAUCAAAAAUAAUUAAUUAAAUUUAUUAAAAUUGUUAAUUACUGACUUUAAAUGAUAAUUGUGACAUUUUUGUUUUUGUUUAAAUGUCGAUGCUAGGUCUUGUAAGUUUUUUAUGUUUAAUUUGAAGAUAAUUAUUUUUAAAAUUAAUAUGUAAAAUUAUAUUUCUAAAUUAUCAUAAAAUGAGGUGAUUUUUAUUAAAUAUAAUUAUCAUAAUUAAAUAAUUAAACCGUAAAAAAAUACCGACUUUUUUUUUCUAUCUUAAUUUACAAAAAAAAAAAUUGUUUAAAAAAACAUAAGUAUUAAUUUAUGAAUCUGUAUUAAAGACUUGGUCACCUCAUUUUAAAAUUUAAUAAGAAAAUUCAUACGUUGCCAUUUGUAAUCAGAGUUAAGUAGCUUAGAUAAUAAAUAGUAAACAUAAGACCUUUUAUUACUAAGUUUUUCAUACUGAAAAAAUUUAUCGAAACUAAUUUACGGUUCGAAUAAAAAAAGGCAUUAGAUUAGAUAAUUAUUUUAAGUAGAUUUAAUUUAAAAACAGUUGAAAUUUAAAGGUCAAUUUUAAGAAUGUAUUUACUGAUAGCAGUCCUAGUUAUUGGCUCGUAUUUUGUUGUUUUAAUUAUUUAUUAUAUUGCUCAAUUAUUAAGUAGUAUUGCACACCUCGAGCGCGAAAGCGGGGCUGUUCUAUUCUCGCUCGAUUUUUAUUAUAAUUUAUUUGUUACUUGUAUUUGGGCAUUUUUUUUUCAUGUUCAUCGUUCGGAAUAUUGUAGUAUAGACUUUCAAGAUUUAAUUAUUAUUAAUAAACAUCACAAAAUAUUUUUAAAAUAGUUAACUUAUUAUGGACAUUCUCAAACUGCCCCCACAAAUUUUCAAUGACUCAACUGUCAUAAGCGUAUCGAAAUUUUAUUAAUUAAUUAAAAAAAAAUUUAAGUAUUCAUUGAAAAAAAGACAACGUACCGAAAAAAUCGGGAGUGAAUUCGGAGUGAUCACGAAUUUUAUUUCAAUCCGGGAUUCGCUCCGUCACUCCGAAUUUCGGAGUAAAAAAAAACACUUUGCAUAAGGAGUGAAUCGGGAGUUCGUCAUUUCAGUGGAGUGAUUUCGGAGGAAUUUGGAUUUUAUUUCAAUCCGCAUUCACUCCGAUUCGGAGUUUUAAUAUUCAAAUAAAUUCCCCUUCGGAAUAAAUUUAACUCCGAGGCGAUUAAAUAAAUAAAUAUUAAUCCACUCCGAAUUCAACCCGCGUUCACUCCGAAAAUUUUUUUGUGUAUUUGCAAUUUCGCUGAGAUAUAGAUUUUAAAAAAAGUUACUUACAGUUGAUAUCAGUUAAGAAUUAAACGAAAUUUGUUGAAAAAAAUUAUGAGUGUGAAUGUAGCAGAUAUCAGACAAAUUUAAAAUUAUUAAUAAAUAGAGUAAAUAAUUGAUAAAAUAAAAUUUAAAAAAAAUUCGAAUUUAAAAAAUUUUGAAAUUAGUAAGUGCAUUUUUUAUAAAUAUCUUUUUAAAAAUUAUUUACUCUAUUUUUUUAUAAUUUAAAAUCUGUCUGAUGGCUGCUGCAUUCACACUCGUAAAAAAUUUCAGUAAAAUCUUCAUGUCAAUUUUAUAAUUGAAAUUUUUUAAUUUUGUAGGCCAAAAUUUAUAUCUCGGCGAAAUUGUCCUUUGUUCAAUUAAGGUUUAAUUUUUUUUAAUUAAUUAAUAAAAUUUUAAUACGGCUAUGACAGUUGGAAGUCAUUGCAUAUUUUUAAAAAGUAGGGGUCACUGUCUAAGAAUGCCCUUAAAAGUAAAAUUAUUUUUAAAAAUCUGAAAGUCAAAAACUACAACACAGUUAGAGUCAAUAACUAGAUUGUUUACUCAUAAUAUUAUUAUUAAGAUAUCCGACAGUACAAUUUAUUCUACAUGAUAUUUAAAGUACCUUUUAACUAUGAACAAAAUGAUCCACCGUUUUAACAAUAAUUUAACAAUUAUAGUGACUUAUUAAAUUAUCAUAAUAUAUGAUAAUACACUCACUAUCAUAUCUAUUAACAAUACAUAAAGUAUUAAAUUGAAAAUCUAAUC
Molecule: messenger RNA, 4332 nt
Organism: Microplitis mediator
Lineage: Eukaryota; Metazoa; Arthropoda; Insecta; Hymenoptera; Braconidae
Gene: l(2)dtl
Product: protein lethal(2)denticleless
Exons: 4
Coding region: 255-2294 (679 amino acids)
Biological process (GO): proteasome-mediated ubiquitin-dependent protein catabolic process; mitotic G2 DNA damage checkpoint signaling
Cellular component (GO): nucleus
Molecular function (GO): protein binding; protein-macromolecule adaptor activity
Source: RefSeq, a predicted model, not a curated record